AUGCGUGAUUUUAUACGAUCCGAAGAGGCCUAUGUGGCUAGCGUGCAGAGAACUCAUGAAGAGCUUUUGCUGCCCAUUAGAGCGGCAGGCAUUCUGUCGCCUGAGGAUUACUCCGUUUUGUCGUGCUACAUCGAGGAUAUAGCUGCCCUACAAAGGCUUACACUCUACCGUCUCAAGGAUGCCUUAAACCUGGAUGUUUCUCAACAAAGAAUUGGUGGUAUUUUGAUAUCUUGCGCCGCAGAACUUCGACGAUUACUAGUGGCCUAUUGUGAAAAUCAUCCCAAAGCAGUGGAAGUGAUGAACGAGAAGAUGGAUGCGGUAAGGAGUGUACUACUCGAGCAUGGUAGGGAUGUCCCUAGCCUGAUUGCUGGUCUUAGUGAACCAUUUCGACAUCUCGAUAAGUAUCCAACAGUGCUACAAGAACUGGAACGCAAUAUGCCUGAAGGCCAUAUUGAUCGUGGGGAUGUUCAGCGUUCGUGCGCUGUGUUCAAGGAGAUGAAGGCCUUGUGUGAAGCGGUCCGAAAGCAGAAAGAGCUGCAGCUCGAGCUUCUCUACACUGGUUUAGUGGAGGGGUGGGCUUCGUUCGAGCAACGGGGUCGUAUUCUCUAUGUUAGUGUGGUUCCACUAACAUAUGAUGGCGUUUGUGACGAUAGAUGUCUUGCAUUAUUCUCAAAAAUGUUAAUGGUUCUCGAAAUUACACUGGACAUCAAUUCAUACAGAUUACUGCGAAAAGUCUCUACGCAUAACUUGAGAGUUCGUUGCUCCGAGAACAGGGGUGGUCUGAUUGUUGGAGAUAUGGAGCUUUCUAUUUCAUCUACCUUUGAUUUGGAACGAUGGCUUGAAGCGUUCGCGAGACGUGAGGGCAUAGUGAUCGAAGACUGCUCAAUACUAACGCCACCUGCAGUACCGCAAUCGUAUGCAGUUAGUAAUAUGCAUAUGCUGUCUCCUUCCCGCAAAGCAGAUAUAUCAGAGAUGCCCUUAGCUGAGCGAGCCGUCGUUGGCCGAAAAGCUUCUAUUGGAAACAAUGACCUUCGACUGAAUCACGAAUUGGAAAUGAUUUUGCCUGACGAUGCCGAAGAGCAGGACCUCAAUUCUUCCAAUCACCGAUCUCUUAAUGAUACCGGUAAGAAGAUGUGCUUCCGUGUAGUACCUCCUCAUCGUCAUGUAUUGACGGGCCCAGCAACGUCAAAGAAGAAUGUCAAAAUGCGAAAGGAGGUAAAUGUUGGGGAGCAACACGAUGCGCAGUUGUUACGUAUUAUUGAAGCGUACUGCAGCGGAGCUGCGAGGGCUGCUCCUCUCAUCUCAGACUGUCGACCACCACAGUUGAUAGUAGCUGAAGAUGAAAAGAUUCUAUUCCGUAUUGUGCAGUGUUGUAGGAGCCUGGUGGAUACGGUGUAUGCGUUAAAGGACCAAGUGGCUGGUCUACGCCAGGAACUUGCGUCUAUGAAUCGUGCCCUUGACCGAGAACAGCGAGCUCGUCGACGUUUGGAAGAGCUGGUUCGCCGCGGGAGCAUGAACGCUUCAUCACCGGUGUCCACUCCUAGACCUACCGUAGAGAUGAGUAUAUCCCAGUAA
Cooperia oncophora is the source of this 1575-nucleotide messenger RNA. The record is from the annotation of a GenBank genome assembly. Lineage: Eukaryota; Metazoa; Nematoda; Chromadorea; Rhabditida; Trichostrongylidae.